Molecule: messenger RNA, 3740 nt
Organism: Agelaius phoeniceus (red-winged blackbird)
Lineage: Eukaryota; Metazoa; Chordata; Aves; Passeriformes; Icteridae
Source: RefSeq, a predicted model, not a curated record
AUGGUGAAGGAGACGAUCCGGGUGUACGCGCGGGUGAAGCCGCUGGGCAGGCGGCAGCAGGCGGGGAGUUAUUCCGUUGAUAAUGAGGAACUUCUGCCCAGUCUGGAGAUUACUGUGCCACGUGACUUAGCAGAUGGGUUCAUUAAUAAUAAACGAGAAAGCUACAAGUUCAAAUUUCAGAAAAUUUUUGAUCAAGAGGCAAAACAAGAUGUGAUUUUUGACAGCAUUGCCAAACCAGUAGCAGAAUGUGUUUUGGCUGGAUACAAUGGUACUAUCUUUGCAUAUGGUCAGACAGGCAGUGGCAAAACUUUUACCAUCACGGGAGGAGCAGAACGUUACAGUGAUCGAGGCAUCAUUCCCAGGACUUUAUCUUAUAUUUUUGAUCAAUUGCAGAAGGAUAGCAGUAAAGUGUACACAACUCAUGUUUCCUACUUAGAAAUCUACAAUGAAUGUGGUUAUGAUCUGCUGGACCCAAGACAUGAGACCUCCAAAAUGGAAGAUUUGCCAAAAGUGACAAUAAUGGAAGACUCUGAUCAAAACAUUCAUCUGAAAAACUUGUCUCUUCAGCAAGCAACUAAUGAAGAGGAAGCCUUAAACCUACUCUUCUUGGGGGACACCAACAGAAUGAUUGCUGAGACACCAAUGAAUCAAGCCUCAAGCCGGUCUCACUGCAUUUUCACUAUUCACAUCACCAGCAAGGAACCUGGAUCUGCAACUAUCCGGCGCUCCAAAUUGCAUUUAGUAGAUCUUGCUGGAUCAGAACGUGUUGCAAAGACUGGAAUUGGAGGCCACUUACUGACAGAAGCCAAAUAUAUCAACCUGUCAUUACAUUAUUUGGAGCAGGUAAUAAUUGCCCUUGCAGAGAAAAACCGGUCUCACAUUCCUUACCGAAACUCUAUGAUGACCUCAGUGCUAAGAGACAGCCUGGGAGGCAACUGCAUGACUACCAUGAUAGCAAUGCUUGCUAUGGACAAAAGAAACAUAGAUGAAUCUAUAUCAACCUGCAGAUUUGCACAGAGAGUUGCUCUUAUUAAGAAUGAAGCAGUUCUUAAUGAAGAAAUUGACCCCAGAUUGAUGAUUAUCCAGCUGAAAAAGGAGAUCCAGGAUUUGAAGGAUGAGUUGGCACUGGUGACUGGCAAGCAAAGAAAAUCAGAGCUUUCCCAAGAAGAGCUACUUCAGUUGGAUGAGUUAAUUGAAAUAUUUCUCAAAGAUAAUGAUCCUGAUAGCUCUCUAGAUGUUGGUGCUGACAUGCGGAAGAUCAAGUAUUGCUUCGUUCACAUGAAGCAAAUUAUAAAUCAUCCAAUGACUUCAGGUAAAAAACUGCUCUCAGAAGACAUCUCUGAAGAAAAAAACAGUAAUGAAGAACUGGAAAAACUGAAAGGACUAUUGCAGCAAAGAGACAAUGAAAUCAAUAUUCUGGUAACUAUGCUGAAAAAAGAAAAAAAGAAAGCACGAGAUACUCUUUCCCAGCUUAAUGCCACCUCUGCUGGUUCUGCAGUCUUGGAGCAGUCUCCUUCUAUGAGCUUGGAAGAAAGUCAGAGUCCAUCUAGAUCUAAUCAAGAAAUCAGAAUAUAUAGUUUCAGGAGGCAAACUGGAGGAAAGAUGUCACUUGGAUGUCAGGAAGCUUUUGAAAUUUUCAAGCAGGACCAUGCUGACAGUAUAACCAUUGAGGACAACAAACAGCUUCUGAAGCAGAGGUUUGAUGAAGCUAAAUGCCUUGGAGAGAAAUUAAAUGAAGUGAGAAAUAAAAUAAACCAUCUGAAAGGAAAGAUAAUCCAGAGGCAGAUACAGAGAGCUGCUCUAGCUGUUUUAAAUCCUUCUGAAGAACUAACGUUUGAUCCAGUAGAAGAGAAUCUUCGAAUGAAAAUUGAAGAAGAAAAAAAAAGCUAUAAAACAGUGUACAGUCGCUUCAAAGGACUGAAGGUAGAGAUUGAGCACCUACAGCUUCUUAUGGAAAAAGUGAAGAUGAAGGUGCAAAAAGACUUUGAGGUCUGGUGGUCUGAAGAGGCAAAAAAAUUCCAGGAAAAGCCAGAGAUGGUUGACUCACCAAAUACUGUCAAUCCUGUUUAUCCACAGUUUAUCAGAUCCUCACAGCACCUAUCACCUAUCAGUUUUUCAGACACCAGUAGAGAGAGCCCUAAUGAAGAUCCACCUGUGAAAAACAAUUCAGUCACUUCUGGUAGCCCAACUUUAAAAACAAGGACCCCACCAAGUUCAUCUAUUCCUCUGACUGGAGACAGCCAGGCUGAUGCUGACAUCCUAGCUUUCAUUAAAGCAAGACAGAACAUCCUCCAGAAGAAAGGCUUGGGGAACAAAUGAAAUUCUUGUCAGACUCCACUAUUUCCUUUUAGAAACUGUGAAAGUCCUUUAUUCUUUCCCUUCCUCUUCUGUUUAGAAACAGGUACAAGUAAGUACUUCACAUGUACAGGUUUAAUUGGUAAUAGCAUAUAAAUUGUCUUUGACAGCAAAAUCCAUUUCUCUGACAAUAGAUAUUUGAGUAUUUGCACUCAGUAUCUUCACCUUCCUUUAAGAUUAACAAAACUGAAACAACUAAUCAGGAGUUUGACAAACAUUUUUGUUUAUGAGAAUUCAUUGUAGAUUUCUAAAUAUUAAAAUUAUCUAAUAUAUUAAUGCACUUAUACAUCUUUAAUCUGGGAAAGGCUUAUUACUGCUGGUAGGGGUUUUUUGCAUUGAUUUGCAUAAGGCUUUGUUAAUUAUACCUAUUGAACAUCAAGAGAUAUUCAUUCAAUAACAGUAGUUAUCUGCAUUACAAAAUUCCAUAAAAUUUCAUUUGAGAUUUUUUCCCCCUCAAGGAAUAACAAUUUUCAUAUCAGAUUAUUAGAAUACUGAGAUUGCAUUGUAAUAUAAAACCAAAUGUAUUUUAGGAAGUAAUUCUAGAGCUCAAAAUUUCUCAGCUGUUUUCUUUUUAUUUGAAUGGACUAAAUGUUGUACAGAAUGGAUUAUAUGCUGUGCAAAAUGCAUACCCUCCCAGAAUAUACAGGUUUUAGAAGAAACAACGACACUAAACAGGCUUUAAACAGAACAAAGCCAAUACUUGUGAAACACCAAUGAGAUGUGAAAAUUUAAAUGCAUUUAUAUCUUAUAUUCAAUGUAAUUUCACUAUUGACUGGGUACUAUUUUAUUGCAUAAUAUCCAGUUAUGAAACAAUUUGUUUUACACCUCAAAUUAAAAUAAAAAAUUCAAUGCAAAGUACAGUCUAUUUCUCUGAGAUAUACAUACUACCAUAUUGAAGCUGUCACUUUUUAUGCUAGUGAUAAUCUUAUAGUCAUGCAUUUAGAGGUGUAUGGAUUGGUCACAUAAAAAUAAAGCAAUAUAUUAGUAGAAGUCACAUAUUCUCAAGGAUGUAUAUUUCUUUAUAUACAUGCUGAUACUUAAUUCUUUGUCAAAUUCAUAAUUAUACAGAAGUACAUGUUGAAUUGCUGUCUUCAAACCUACAGAAAAUAUGUUUGUCAAAUUAACAAUUAAUAUGCAAUCAGUUCAAAAAUAUUAAAGUUGUACCUUUUUUUCCGUUUUAACUUUCUGUAAAAGUCAAUACAGAUACCAUAUAAAUUGGUAAGCUUUAGUAGAAUUUGGUAUCUGUAAACUAAGAUAAAAGUCAGAUCUACUUUUGCUUUGAGAAGAGUUCAAGGAUUUAAUCAGAAUAUGAAAAAUCCACAGUCCUUCUCCCUUUUAUAUGUCUGCUUUGUUGGAGAUUAUAUUAAAAUGUCCUUCUUCCAGAA